ACGGUGAAGUGGCAAAACAAAACUAAUCUGGUAGGAAGGUAGAAAGACUAAACGAGUGUGGUGAACACAAAAUCACUACAUCGAAACCCUAAUUCCCCAAAUCACAAACUCAAUUGAAAAUUCAAUGGAAGGUAUGGUAUCUCCCACGGAUCAACAAACAUUGGUCACUUCAUUUCUCGAAGUUGCUCAAGGUCAAACCGCUGCCACCGCUAGACAAUUCCUUCAGGCUACAAGUUGGAAACUUGAGGAAGCUCUUCAGCUGUUUUUGAUUGGGAGUGAAACUGGGGCGGUGCCAGUGCCGGCACCGGCGUCUUUCACUCCGCCUUUAGAGAAUGCUGAUGGUUGGAUUGAUCAGUCUCAUUUGAGUGAAACACGGACGGAUACUGCGAAUCAAAGUGGUGUAGUUAAUGAGGGAGAUGAAGUGCGUGCUCCUUUGCCUGUUAUAAGGGAAACUCUUUAUGAUAAUGUACUGCUGUAUGGAGGAUCAAGGCUUGGACAUCUCCCACAAGAACCAAACUCCUUAAUUGCGUUCCGUAACUUUGAACAGGAAACAAGGCGUCCAGGGGUUUGGGAACCAGAGCAAGGCGCGGCCUCUACAGCAGAAAGUUCUCAGGACACACUUGCUUCUCUUUAUCGCCCUCCUUUCCAUCUAAUGUUCACUGGCUCUUUUGAUAAGGCAAAAAGUGCUGCUUCUAUGCAGGACAAGUGGUUGAUGGUGAACAUACAAUCUACCAAGGAAUUCAGCUCACAUAUGCUUAAUCGGGAUACAUGGGCAAAUGAGGCUGUUUCUCAGACCAUCAAAACAAACUUCAUAUUCUGGCAGGUAUAUGAUGAUACAACUGAAGGCAAAAAAGUCUGCACUUAUUACAGACUUGACUCAAUUCCUGUUGUGCUUAUUAUUGAUCCCAUCACUGGCCAAAAGAUGCGCGCCUGGGGUGGAAUGGUUCAACCUGACAGCCUAUUAGAAGGUCUGCUACCAUUCUUUGAUGCUGGUCCUAAGGAUCAUCACAAUACCCUGUCUCACAAGCGUCCUAGAGGAAGUUCUAGCCCACCAAAGCCUAAAGCUACUUUAGAUUCAGAUGCGAAUAAAGAGGAGGAUGAGGAGGUUCAAAGAGCGCUGGCAGCUUCGUUGGAAAGCGUGAAAGAAUCAAGUGAAAUGGCUGAAGGAGAUGAUAAAGAAGCAAAUGUUGCUGGCAACGUGCAAGAAACAGCCUUACCACGGCCUGCUUAUCCAACCUUGCCUGAAGAACCUAAGGCUGAAAGAAAUCUCUUAUGCAGAGUUGGUGUACGACUUCCGGAUGGACGCCGUGUUCAGCGAAACUUCUUACGCUCUGAACCAAUUCAGCUACUAUGGUCAUUCAUUGCUGUUCAGCUCGGGGAAGAUGAGACAAAGCCAUUUAAGUUAACUCAUGCAAUUCCUGGAGCAACGAAAAACCUGGACUAUGAAAGUAAUUCAACAUUUGAGGAAUCAGGCCUUGCUUACUCUAUGAUUUCAGUGACUUGGGACUGAGUUAAGAUUUUUAUUUUCAGACUUGAGAAUUUCGGAUUGGUGAUGUAUGACCAUGUUUCUCAUCUUUUGACAUGAGGCAGGUUUAUGCUGAUAGAAAAAGAGAAGUUUUAUUUAAACUCUUUUGUGUAUAAAUUAUGAAUCUAAAUUAUGCGUAAAAUCAAUGGAAAUAUACCAAUUUCGCUAGUA
Molecule: messenger RNA, 1696 nt
Organism: Medicago truncatula (barrel medic)
Lineage: Eukaryota; Viridiplantae; Streptophyta; Magnoliopsida; Fabales; Fabaceae
Product: plant UBX domain-containing protein 7
Exons: 10
Coding region: 125-1510 (461 amino acids)
Biological process (GO): proteasome-mediated ubiquitin-dependent protein catabolic process
Cellular component (GO): nucleus
Molecular function (GO): ubiquitin binding
Source: RefSeq, a predicted model, not a curated record